CAUGAUUUAUCAAAAUUUAAGAAAAUCAAUAUCGCCAAUAAAAUCACGGUAACAUAUAUUAAAAAUUGCAUAACUUAUGUGAAAGAUAAGGCCCAAAUGCCACACGGAGCGUAGUGAUAAGAAGAAAUAAACAAUAUCGUUCGUCACAUCUUUAUGUUUAUCAGUGGCGUGGCGUUUAACAAUCAAAGCUUAAUUAGAAUUGCUGAUAAGAUGAGUUGCUUGAAUAACUCCGAGUCAGUCGUCAGUCGUGGCUAAGACGUCGACUUUUUACAGCCAUGGCGAGUUCAGUGACAAAAAACUUCGUUUUGCUGACAAGAUGUGCCAAAAUUGUGUCCAAUGGGUCAAAAAGGCUAUCCUCACAUUUUAUUUACUAUCCUGACAAUGAAAAACCGGUCGAAGGUGAGACGGCAAAAAUGAACAUGAUGCAAGCUAUCAACAAUGCCAUGGAUAUUACACUGAAGCAGGACUCCUCGGCCGUGCUGUUUGGUGAGGAUGUGGGCUUCGGAGGAGUCUUCCGUUGUGCACUAGGCCUACAGGAGAAAUAUGGCAAGGAUCGCGUGUUCAACACACCACUAUGUGAGCAAGGUAUUGCCGGGUUUGCCAUAGGGCUCGCCACAGCCGGGGCCACCGCCAUAGCAGAGAUACAGUUUGCUGACUACAUCUUUCCUGCCUUUGAUCAGUUGGUGAACGAAGCAGCUAAGUAUCGCUACCGCUCCGGAGGCCAGUUCGAGUGCGGAGGCCUGACGGUGCGCGCGCCGUGCGCCGCAGUGGGGCACGGCGCGCUGUACCACUCGCAGAGCCCUGAGGCGUUCUUCGCGCACGCCGCUGGGCUUAGGGUGGUAGUCCCCCGCGGCCCCAUCGCCGCCAAAGGCCUCCUGCUGUCCUGUCUGCGCUCCCGGGACCCCUGCCUGUUCCUGGAACCCAAGGUCCUGUACCGCUCCGCUACCGAGGACGUGCCGGUGCAGGACUAUACUUUACCGCUAGGGCAGGCUCAACUGCUUAGAGAAGGGUCAGAAGUGACGCUCCUAGGCUGGGGCACACAGCUGCACGUGUUGCUGGAGGUGGCGGACUUGGCUCGGGACCAACUCGGGGCGAGCUGUGACGUCAUCGACCUGCAGUCCAUCCUGCCCUGGGACCAGGAGACUGUUUGCAACUCGGUGAAGAAGACUGGACGUUGCCUGAUAGCUCACGAGGCGCCUCUUACUUCAGGUUUCGGUGCCGAAUUAGCUGCUACCAUACAGAACGAAUGCUUCCUGCACCUGGAAGCGCCAGUGUCCCGCGUGGCGGGCUGGGACGCUCCCUUCCCGCACGUGUUCGAGGCGCUGUACUUGCCCGACAAGUGGAGAUGCUUCAGCGCCCUCAAACAAUUGCUACAUUACUGACUGCCAGCGAAAAAUCUAACCCUUUAUCAGGCAGACAGUUCAACAAUAACAAUUGAGUGUCAAUCUCCCCCCGCGGACGCUGCGGCUGUGGAAUAAGUUCCCUGCCGAGGUUUUCUCGAGGGGCUAUAGCAUGGGGUUCUUCACAAAAGAAGAGUACCUACAGGUUUUUAAAAGGUCGGCAACGCGCAUGUAACAUCCCUGGAGUUGCAGGCGUCCAUAGGCUCCGGUGACUGCUUACCGUACGGCCCAUGCUUGUUUGCCACCUACGUGGUACACGGUACGAGUCGUGGUACGUGGUGGUGGUGGUCGUACGUGGUAAACAAGUCUUACUCAUUGAAAAUAGAACACGAGUUUUGUGUGCCGUAUGUGGGAAAUGUAAUCUCCCUCAGCCUGGUAAAGGGUUAGUUUGAAUUGCAAAAGUUCCUCACAUUCCAGUGUCUUGCCUUGGGAGAUGGUUGUUGAAUAUAAAUAAGUAGUUUUAUUUUAUAAGAAUCUUGUAUUGUAUUGUACAAAUGUGAAUUUUAUUGAUAUAUUAUUUUUUAAAUAAAUAUAUGUGUUUUCGAACGUU
This is a messenger RNA of Cydia strobilella, 1950 nucleotides long. It is a transcript of the gene BckdhB, whose product is annotated as 2-oxoisovalerate dehydrogenase subunit beta, mitochondrial. NCBI's taxonomy places the organism in Eukaryota, Metazoa, Arthropoda, Insecta, Lepidoptera, Tortricidae. Gene Ontology annotation, biological process: response to nutrient; branched-chain amino acid catabolic process. Bases 276 to 1382 code for a protein of 368 amino acids. Gene Ontology annotation, molecular function: catalytic activity. The record is from RefSeq and is a predicted model, not a curated record. The transcript is spliced from 8 exons.